AUGUUCAUUUGCACAGCUCAGACCGCUGAAGAUGGACGUCUACAAGAAGUCGCGGCCAAGAAGACGUGGAUAAACGGACCGCAGGCCCAAAACAAGACAAUCCCAGAAGUGCAUUUUGUGAAGACAGCGAUGGCCGGCUGCAAGAACAUCGUCAGGCUGCGCUACAGCUAUUUAACUACCCACAAAGAACGGUGGGUUGGAUAUUUGUUUUGUGUGUCAAUCGUUGAUCUUCGAAUUCAUGCCCGCCACGCUGCAAGGAUAUUGUCAGGCUCGGAACAGCAAAAUCGACCUGCUCGAUAUCAAGCUGUUCACCUGGCAGAUUUUUCGGGGAUAAUUGCACCUUCAAAAGAGAUCGGUCAUCCACCGCGAUAUCAAGCCACAAAACUUGCUCGUGGAGCCAACUACCGGGCUGCUCAAGAUCUC
Messenger RNA from Mesorhabditis spiculigera, 423 nucleotides. The record is from the annotation of a GenBank genome assembly. Lineage: Eukaryota; Metazoa; Nematoda; Chromadorea; Rhabditida; Rhabditidae.